UCCCAGGAUGCAGCGCAUUACAGGUCCCUGUUGCGUGGCGCUCGGGCUUUGUGGCGGGGUGACGCAGGCGGCGGUUGGAGCUGUGCGUGACGCGCUGACGUGCGGGGUUGGCUGGUAACCGGCAGGUCGGGGCCCUGUCUUUUUGUUGAGCAACUCCUGGGCCGCCAAUUGUCGGCUGACUUUGUCCGAGUGCUGGAGUUUGGCGGGGGGCGGGUGGCUGCGUUCCCCCGAGUGUUUACUAACGUGGGGGGCUGGAAAGCGAGGCCGCUGCCCGAGCGACAGGAUGCUGAACAUGUGGAAGAUGCGCGAACUGGUGGACAAGGCCACAAAUGUGGUUAUGAAUUAUUCAGAGAUUGAGUCUAAGGUUCGAGAAGCAACCAAUGAUGAUCCAUGGGGACCUUCAGGGCAGCUAAUGGCAGAGAUCGCCAAGUCUACAUUUAUGUACGAACAGUUUCCUGAAGUUAUGAACAUGCUUUGGAGUCGUAUGCUAAAAGACAAUAAAAAGAACUGGAGGCGGGUCUAUAAGUCCUUGCUACUUUUGGCUUAUCUCAUAAGGAAUGGGUCAGAACGAGUAGUUACCAGCUCCCGAGAACACAUUUACGAUUUGCGUUCGAUGGAAAACUACCACUUCGUAGAUGAAAAUGGCAAGGACCAAGGAAUAAAUGUGCGACAGAAGGUGAAAGAAAUGGUCGAAUUUGUACAGGAUGAUGACCGUCUGCGAGAAGAGCGGAAAAAAGCCAAGAGGAACAAAGACAAAUACAUUGGUGUCUCUUCAGACAGUUUGGGAGGCUUUAGAUACAGUGACAGGUAUGAUUCAGAGCCAAAAUCCAAGUGGGACGAUGACUGGGACAAAGGCAACAAAGGUGUUUUUCCAUUCAGUGAAAAGUUAGGCGAGAUAAGCGAUAAGAUUGGGACCACAAUUGAUGAUACGAUCAACAAGUUCAGAAAGAAGGACAAAGAUGACUCACCAGAAAGUGAUAGUGAGGAGGAGAGAAGGUCCAGAAACAAUGGCAAGAUUGGGAAAUCUGAAUACAAGGAUAACGAAGAGACGGUGACGACCAAGUCAAUCCACAUCACCCAAGCAACAGAGACCACGACCACCCGGCAUAAACGUUCAGGGGUGCCUUCCAAAACUGUUGACCUUGGCGCUGCAGCCCAUUACACGGGAGACAGUCCCAGUCCAGAAGUAAACUCUGCUGCAAAGGUUUCAGCACCAAGCACAGUUAACAGCAAGUCAACAAAUAACCUGGUGGACCUACUGUUUGACACAGGAUUUGAAUCUAACCAGAUUCCCUCCACAGGUGGGAAAGGAGAACAAUUUGAGGGGUUUGCAGACUUUGCCUCAACAAGUACAACACCGAGUAACUUCCCUUUGACACCAGGCACAUCGUCUAGUAGCAGUGCUGAUUUUGGUGAAUGGAGUGCCUUCAACCAAGCCCAGUCCAAUCAGGCCAGUAUGUCAAGUGGGGACCUUUACAACAACAUGCAGCAUGCUGUUGUCCAACCUCCUGCAGCAACCAUGGAGUUGUUUGAUCUGAAUGCUGGUAUGCAGUCGACCAUGACCUCAUCUCAGAGUAUGAACUUUGCUAUGUCAGCUCCCAACACCUUAGCUAUGACUGGUACCAGUAUGUCCAUAUCCAGAUCCCAGCCUUUGCAGAUGUUACCCACGCCUUUGUCAAGGCCUAAUGCAAUCCCCACACAGAAUAUGCAGGAGAACCAGAAAGCAGUCAAGCCAUCUUUGCCUUCCACCUGGUCAGAUCCAAGUGUUAACAUCAGUCUGGACUUUCUCACACCUGGCAUGCAACCUCCCAAACCCCAGCAACCAUCACUAAACACCAUGAUGCAGCAGCAAGGUGCACAGCAACCUGUGAACCUUAUGGCCCAGAGCUUUUCCUCCAUAUCCAUUAACUCACCAACCAGUGUGAUGCCUCCACGACCUCCAGGAACAUCUUUGAUGGCUAACAAUGUGCCUAUGGGCAUGGGGAUGCAAAACAUGAUGGGGACUGGUGCUGUAGGGAUGAAUCCUAUGGGUAUUCCUCAGAGCAGUAUGAUGAACCAAGGAAUGAUGGGAAUGAACAUGGGAAUGGCUCCAGCUGGCAUGGCCAUGACGGGUUCCAUGGGCAUGGGUGUUCCUGCCAUGGGUCUCAAUGCCAGUAUGACGCCUGCAAUGGUGCAAUCCAAGCAAGAUGCCUUUGCCAAUUUUGCCAACUUUAGCAAAUGAGAAGGCUGGAAAGACUCCAUUAUCUAGAUGAAGGUGUGAAGGCUGCACAAAAUAGUACUUGAAACACAUGAAGAUAGGCUGUCUUAAAUUUUUAUAGUUGCAAAGAACAAGUUUUGUGAAGAAUAUGGCAUAUUUUGUAUUGGGAGAAAUCUAGUAGUUGGCAAGAUCUGUGCUAUGAAAUGUGUAUGUCUGUUCCUAACAGAGGUUCUUGAAGUAAAGUCCCUUUCAUUGGCAUCUUGUUUGCGAGAUACACCUUGAAAGCCUUUUUAAAUCUUGUUGAAUUUUAACUUUAUUGAAAUCAAAGGCCAGGCAGGAUUACAUGGAUUAGGAAAAGCAGUUCAUAUCAAAAAAAUUUUGUACCUAUCUGAAUGGCCUUUGAGUCAGGUUCCCAAGAAAAUCAUUAAAUUCCAGACUAGAAUCAUUAAGUUUUGUUGUUCUUUACCUCUACCUGGACACAAUCAAUCUCCAGCAGCUCGAUAAUCAAUUGUGUAUAUAUCCUUUAUGUAACAAAUGAAUGCAAACCUAUUAAAAAGGUCUACCUAAGGUACCAAAAAUAAUAAACCUGAUUACUGGAAUGUAAAUAGUUUUGGUGAUAUGUUCCAGUCUUCAUAGAUGAAAUUAAAUCCUUUCUAUCAUGCAAAUGUCUUUAUUAAUAAUUAAUAAAUGGUGGUAGUUGCAGCUUUUAA
Molecule: messenger RNA, 2907 nt
Organism: Pristis pectinata (smalltooth sawfish)
Lineage: Eukaryota; Metazoa; Chordata; Chondrichthyes; Rhinopristiformes; Pristidae
Gene: clint1a
Product: clathrin interactor 1a
Exons: 12
Coding region: 284-2221 (645 amino acids)
Biological process (GO): endocytosis
Cellular component (GO): endosome; plasma membrane; clathrin vesicle coat
Molecular function (GO): clathrin binding; phospholipid binding
Source: RefSeq, a predicted model, not a curated record